UUAUUAUCUUCCAGAGAGCCUUCCAGGUUAAUUUCAAAUUAAUUAGUUUUAAUUAGAGCUCUAAUUAAUUUCUGAUUCUGUGUCUGUGCAGCCACCAUGAAGAUCAAGCAAGAGGUGAAAAGGGAAGAACCAUUCCAAAGUACAGAUGGUCUCGCACUCGAAGAUGGAACAUGGAAAUUAACAGAUACUGAAGGCAUGAACCCCGUCGAUGUCAAGCAAGAAGAAGUGGAGAUAACAGAAUUAUUACCCCUCCCGAGAAUAGUAUUAAUACCCCUCCCUGGAAUAGAUGCAACAGUGGAGCAAGAUGUCGAUGUCUUGCGAGAAGUGGAGAGAACAGUAUUAUUACCCCUCCCAAGAGUAGUAUUAAUACCCCUCCCAAGAAUAGAUGCAAAAGUGGAGCAGCCUGAUGAACAAUCAACUACUGAAGGUAUUCAAAGUACCAGCACCGAGCAAGAGGCUGAAAGUAGUACAUUACAACUGUCCCCUGAUGAACAUGGAGUAUGCAAGGAAAAUGAUCCAUCGACUAAUACGGGUAUCAAAAGUACCAACAUCAAGCAAGAGCCUGAAAGUACAUUGCAACUGUCCUCUGAUGAACAUGGAGCACGCAAGGAAAAUGAUCCAUCGACUAAUACAGGCAGUAUCGUAAACAACAUCCAGCGUGAAGUGGAGGAUACACAAACUACCGCGCACCCCCUAAUGGAAGCAGUUAAACAGGAAAACGACCAACCGAAUAAAGAAGGUCAAUUAGAAAGUGACCAAGCAGCAAGUGACCAAGCAGCAAGUGACCCAGCAGCAAGUGACCAAGCAAAGAGGGACCAAUCAGAAAGUGGCCAAGCAAGGAGUGACCAAGCAAGAAGUACCGGUAACCAAGCAGCAAGGGACCAAUCGGAAAGUGACCAAGCAAAAAGUGACCAAGCAGCAAGUGACCAAGCAAAAAGGGACCAAUCAGAAAGUGACCAAGCAAAAAGUGACCAAGCAGCAAGUGACCAAUCAGAAAAUGACCAAACAGAAAGUGACCAAGCAGCAAGUGACCAAGCAAAAAGGGACCAAGUAGAAAGUGACCCAUCAGAAAGUGACCAAGCAAGGAGUGACCAAGCAAAAAGUGACCAAGCAGCAAGUCACCAAGCAGAAAGUGACCCAUCAGAAAGUGACCAAGCAAGAAGUGACCAGGCAGCAAGUGACCAAGCAGCAAGUGACAAAUCAGAAAGUGACCAAUCAGAAAGUGACCAAUCAGAAAGGGAUCAAGCACAAAGUGACCAAUCAGAAAGUGACUACUAUUCCUGUAGUGAGCAAAAUGACAAAGAUGAAAGUUCAGACGACCAUGACAAGAAGAUCGGUUUUCGCCGUAUGUCGACCCGCAGUGGACAGAAACGUAGUAAGAGACGACAGGAGGUACAGAAAUCAGGUGAAAGUUCAGACGACCAUGACAAAGAGGGCGGUGUCCGUCUGUCAACCCUUGGUGGACAGAAACGUAGUAAGAGAGGACAAGCGGAACAGAAUUCAGGUGAAAGUUCAGGUGAAGGUUCAGACGACCAUGACAAGGAGGUCGGUUUCCGUGGACAGAAACGUCGUAAAAGAGGACAGAAGGGACAGAAAUCAUAUAAGUGUCAUCAUUGUGGUGAAAAAUUUGCGCGUAGAGUAUUUCUUAAACGUCACCUCCGAACUCAUCCUUAUGAAUGUCCCCACUGUGAUGAUGAGUUUACACGAAGGGAUUCUCUCAACGUUCACAUGAGGAAACAUCCUAUAGAAAGGCCUUUUGAGUGUACUCAUUGA
Molecule: messenger RNA, 1773 nt
Organism: Strongylocentrotus purpuratus (purple sea urchin)
Lineage: Eukaryota; Metazoa; Echinodermata; Echinoidea; Camarodonta; Strongylocentrotidae
Product: zinc finger protein 37 homolog
Exons: 7
Coding region: 97-1773 (558 amino acids)
Source: RefSeq, a predicted model, not a curated record